GCGUGAUACACAACUGUCCUGUUCCUUCUUCUCUCUGUAGGAGCGCUAAAGAAUUCAUCGUUCUUACAGUUCAGCACACUCAUCAGUCCCCCAAAUCUGCUUUCAUCAGCGCCGCAAAGAAGGCCAGGCUGAGAUCGAAUCCUGCAAAGGUCCGAUUUUCUGAGCAGGUGGCUGUUGGAGAAACAGACGCAAAAAUGAUGAAGAAAGAAGCUCUUCUCCUCAUCCCCAAUGUCCUGAAGGUCUUCUUAGAAAAUGGGCAGAUCAAAUCAUUCACUUUUGAUGGCCGGACUACUGUUAAGGAUGUGAUGGUAACAUUACAGGACCGUCUUUCCCUGAGGUACAUUGAGCACUUCGCUCUGGUCCUUGAGUAUGCUGGGCCGGAACAGAACCACAAGUUCCUGCUUCUCCAGGACAAGCAGCCCCUGGCUUAUGUGGUACAGCGGACACACUACCAAGGAAUGAAAUGCCUCUUCCGAAUAAGCUUCUUUCCCAAAGACCCCGUGGAACUGCUGCGUCGAGAUCCUGCUGCUUUCGAGUACCUGUACAUCCAGAGUCGGAACGAUGUUAUCCGCGAACGCUUUGGAAUGGACCCCAAGCCGGAGAUGCUUUUGGGCCUCACUGCCCUCCACAUCUAUAUCACGGUCUCAGCUACUCGGCCUAGUCAGAAGAUCUCGCUCAAGAAUGUGGAGAAGGAAUGGGGCCUGGAGCCCUUUCUUCCCCCCUCCCUCCUACAGGGCAUCAAAGAGAAGAACCUCCGGAAGUCUCUCUCUCAGCAACUGAAGGCCCACCAAACACAUCCUUCCAGCGGCACCAAGGGCUCUGCGAUUCAGGCAAAGCUCCAGUAUCUUCGAAUUCUGAACGAACUUCCGACCUUCACAGGCGUUUUAUUCAACACUGUGGGCCUGGAUGAGAAGCAGUCGGCCACCACUCUCCUGGUGGGACCCCGUCAUGGCAUCAGCCAUGUUAUUGACCUCAAAACCAACCUCACCACUGUGCUGUCCGAGUUCAGCAAGAUCAGUAAGAUCCAGCUGUUCCGGGAGAACCAGGGCGUGGCCCGGGUGGAGACCAGCAUCAUGGAUGCCAAGCCUCUGGUGCUGUUGAUGGAGUGGCCUGAAGCCACCAACUUUGCCUGCCUGAUUGCGGGGUACUGCCGUCUCCUGCUGGACUCCAGGAAGAUGGUCUUCUCUAGGCCGGCCAGCCGACCUCUUCCGCCUCCAAUGAUCAAGGCAGAUUACAUGCACAGUGCCCACCGCCCUGUCCCUGGGGGCCACCUGGGGAAAAAGGAGAGUAGUUAUGUGGGCAGCGUGGGCACCAGCCCCAGGAAGUCGAGCCGCAGCACACCCCCGCCUGCCGACUCUGAGCUUGUCAGCUUUUGCUACCUCCACAUGCGGGAACAAAGGAAGGAACAGGAAAGCCGGACUGAUGUCAACGAGAACUUAAUCUUCUUUGAGGAGACCAGGCCCCGGACCAAGUCUGACCCCACGUCCAAAAGCUCUGGCCAAGGUUACGACGUGAUCCCUGAUGACUUUGACGCAGCCAGCCUGGACCAUGAGCCUUGUGCCAGCAGGGCCCGGUCCUACACCUUGGACAAUUCCCUUGGGGCCGAAGCCCUGAAUUUCUACUGUGACUCUUGCAAAGCCAAACUUCAGGAGCAGCUGGGCCCUCGCAAAGGUGGGAGGCCCGGCUCUUCUCGUGACAAUAUGGUAGACUUGAUGUCCCUCCCACCCCCUGGGAGUGAGGAGGAGGAAGAGGAGGAAGAUGAGAGCACGUCGCUGUUGCCUGCCAUUGCUGCGCCCCCUCCUGGUUUCCGAGACAACAGUUCGGACGAGGAUGACCCCAAGCGCCGGGCGGUCCAGAGCCAGGAACAAGGACGCCACCUUCGUGGGCUCCUGUAUGAUGAGAUUCCAGUGACACUGAUCGACAGUGUGCAGACCCGGACAGUCCGAGAUCAUGCCCAGGAACUAGAUGAUGCCCUGGUGUCCACUCUGCAGGCUCUGGAAGCCCUGGCAGCCUCAGAGGAUGGACCCCACCCCCAACCCCCACAGACUGCAGGUCUGAUUGUACUGGCCACCAUCACCCCUGAAUCAUCGCUGGACUCGGGCCACGAAACCAACUCUUCAGAGCUCACAGACAUGUCAGAGAUGGUGUCCGCCAUGAAGCAGCACCAGAACACCACCUACUUCCUGGCCCAGCACCUCAACAAGGAGAGCCUCCUGGCUCGCAAGGACCUGCCCUUCCGGAUCCAGAGCUGCGCCGCCCAGGCUGUCCUCACGGCCCCUUACUCUCUUGGGCGCCCAGAUCCCAACCCAGCCCUGCAGCCAGCCGUCACAGGCCAGAGUCCUGGCCCCCCCGGCGCUCGGAGGAAGCUGCCCCCGUCAGAAUCCCAGCCACCUCAGAGAGAGCGAGCAUACGCCCUGGCUGUGCACCCAGCAUUGUCCCCGCAGCUUAGUGAGCAGAAGAAUCUGAGCCUGCUGUCCCCAGUUCCUGAGGACAAAGGGCCCGGCCAUGCGAGGGCAGGCCUGGAGAUGUCACUGAGGGCAGCCACACCAUCCCUCAGUGAAGAGCAGGUGUCUGAGCUAAGGGAGAACCUGCCCAAAGAAGUCAGGUUGAGCCCCAAGCUUAUCCUGGACCCGAAGGGCAGCGUGACUCCUGCUAUCAUCUCGGCCGCCCUCCAGCAGGUGGUUCACCCUAAGAGCCUACCUGCCCCCAGUGGGGCCAUAGUGACCCCUCCGAGCGGGGAGAGAAGGCUGGAGGCCAGCAUGGGGAGGCCUGAGGUCAGCAUGGGAAGAUCAGAAGUUAGCAUGAUGGGCGGCAGUGCAAAUAAGAAUCUGAAGUUCAAAAUGAGCCCCGGUGCUCCAGAGACCUCACGGAAUUCCCAGCAGCCGCUGAGCCCAGAGGUCUCUUCUGGCUCCAGAGCGCCCACAGGCAGCCGGGCUGACAGCCUGCACCUCUCCCCACAAGAGGACCGGCUGCCUGGGCAAAGUUUCCCUCCUAAAAGUUAUCUUUCACGAGCGAAUCGAGAGUCCCUGAGCAAGCAAUCCAUAGGGGAGGUAGUAGGCAAGGCCGGGCCAGAGGGGGCUAAGCCUGCCCUGCACAAGCCGGGCACCAUCUCCAGCCAGGGGGAGAAGGGGCAGCUGGAGAGUGUGCCCCAAAGCAGCAAGAUCGAGGAGACCAGCCUGGUGCCCCGAGCCAGCUACUCCAUGGCUCUCCCAAGCCCCAGCAGCCAGUCCCGAGGCCACAGUCCCAGCGGCCAGUCCCGAGGCCACAGCCCCAGCAGCCAGUCCCGAGGCCAGAGCCCCAGCUACCAACCUCGAGGCCAGAGCCCGCUGAGGCCCCAGGCUGCCAGUCGGCAGGUGAGCACCAUGCCCUCCAGGAAGCUUGAGACAACCCUGGAUGGAGGCCACUCGGCCUCCGAAGGCCCCACCAAGCCCAAAUCCUCCCGAGGGCCCUUCCGGCUCCGCAAUUUAUUCUCGGCCACCUUUCCAACCCGCCAGAAGAAGGAGACUGAUGAGCGGCAGGCCCAGCUGCAGAAGGUGAAGCAGUAUGAGCUAGAGUUCCUCGAGGAACUUCUGAAGCCUCCCAGCCAGGGGGAGCUGCCGGGCCCCGAGUACCUGCAGCCCCCCGCGCCCGGCCGCUGCAGCUGCCAACUGCGCAGCAGCCCCGUGCAGCAGGGGCCAGGCAUGUCACGGGAACAGAGGCGCAGCUGUGAUUGCAAGCGCAUCUGCCGCGGGGGCCGGCCGCAGGCCCCCCAGACGCCCGUGCCCGGGCUCCGGGGGCGGGAGAGGGACAGGGUCCCCCCUACCCAGAGGCAGCCGGAGGCCGGCCCAGGCCUGAGCCUCGGUAGCCCCACCAACGCGGGGCGCCUCCGCUCCACCAGCCUGGAAUCCCGGGAGUGCCGAUCGGACCCUGAGAGCGGCGUGUCCUGCCUGACCACGUGUGCCUCAGGGGGGGAGUGUCUGGGCGCUCCCAACUAUAGGAAGCUGAUGCGCCGCUACAGUAUCAGUGAACUGGACCAGGGCGACAGGGCCUCGCUGACCUCCGAUAUCUAUCCACACCCACCCCUGGGCAUGCUGCCCAGGGAGCCCAAGGAGGUAGAGGCAGGCCUCCCCCUAGGCUUGGGUCCCAAAACCAAGUCCCUGGAGUCGCCGACCCUGGGAGACCCCUCAUACGUCCAGGUUGCCCCCGAGACUAAAGGUCCCAGACAGAUGGCAGUGUUCUCGCUGCCGGAAGAGGUGUACCAGAAGCCCGCUGACCUGGACGAGGACAGCGAGAGCGGCAAAUGCUGCUCCAUCCGCUACUGCUUCUACUACCGCAAGUGCGACAUGGCGGAUGACACCAGUGACGGCAAGGACGAGCUCUCCUACUCCAUCCCCAUGAAGAUCCUGCCCGGCAUGAAGCUGGACGAGCAGGUGGUGCCCGUGGUGAGCAGGACCCUGCAGGUGCUGGAUGCCGCCACCUGCAGCAGCAGCAGCCCCGAGGCCUCCCGCACCCAGGAGAUCGACCUGCGUGUGUCCACCUUCGAGGGGAGCCUGGCCAAGAUCAAUGCCCUGCGGGCCCAUGCCUAUGGCCUGCCCGACGGCUUCCUGGCUGCCAGGCUGGACACCAAUGAGCUACUGACUGUCCUGCGCCAGUGCGUGGCCAGCCCUGAGGCCCGUGCACCUAAGCCCUAUGUCUCUCAGAUCUCCGAGUACAAGCUCGAGCUGGCUCUCAAGUUCAAGGAGCUCCGGGCUUCGUGCCGCCGCGUGGCCAACGUGGACAAGAGCCCGACGCAUAUGCUGGCGGCCAUCACGGGCAGCUUCCAGGUGCUGAGCAGCCUCAUUGAGACCUUCGUGCGGCUGGUGUUCAUUGUGCGCUCCGAGGCCCAGCGCCAAGAGCUGCUGGCCAAGGUCGAAGAGGUGGUGAGGAACUACACCUUUCUACUGCGCGCCGCUGAGGAGUCCACCACCCGGAACCUUAACCAGCAGCAGCAGCAGCAGCAGCAGCAGCAGCAGGCGGUGGCAGCUGUCAGCGCGGCCACUGGGCACCCCCCGGGCUCCCCAACUUCAGCGACUGUUAUGAGCACAUUCACCCGCUCCUUAAAAACCCUCAUCAAGUAGGGCACCCGCCCCGGCCUGCCCCCUUCCCCACCUCCCCCAACCACGGCCCCAGGUUUGAGCUUCGUGGUCUUUGCAUCUCGUGGUGAGUGUCCGUGUCUGCCCGGCCAGUCGGUGUCCACGGGCCUUCAGUCUUUGGGGAGUGAGAACUCCCCGGAUGAAGGCUGUUCCCUGAGGGCUCCGGGUGGCCACCAACCCUGGGCACCCUCGCCCCUUCCCCGGCCUCUGGUCGACACUGUGAGGGCCAAGGCCCCUCGUCACUGCGCCUGCCUGCCUGCCGCAGAGCUGGAUUUUUAUCUCUUCUUUAGGGCUGACAGGUGACAUCAGGCUCACCUUCCUGCUCCAUUCUGGGGGGCCAGGGGAGCCAGGGCUUGAAGCAGACAGGCCCACAGGCCUUGAGCUCCUCCUGGCAUCUGCUCCCCACCCCCCACGGAGCAGUAGCUGUAGCACCAGACACCAUGCCCAGCGGCGGGGUGGGGGGGUUACACCAAGGGCACUCCCCCCAGCUGUGCCCGCCCACCCUGGGCUCACACUCACGAGGCAGAAGCCACCCUAGAGGGCCUGGGCCCGGGGGGCAGGUCUGCAGAAAACAGCCACCACUCAGGGCUGUCGGUGGCCUGCCUCACAGGCUGGCAGCCUUGGGAGCCCUUGCCCCCCAGGCCCAGUAGCUCCACACCAGCCAUCCCCAAAGUGCCCUGUCCCUCGCUGAUGGGCAGGGUGGCUCAGUCCACUAGGGAGCAAGCAUCUGGGAUCACCCCACUCGUUCUGGGUUAGGUACCUGGUGAUAAACGUCUGCCCCGGGGAGACCCGGAGCAGGCCCCGGAGCCUGCCCGGCCCAGGCCAGCUCAGCCUGGCCCAGCCCAGCCCAGCGCCAGGGCUGACAUUCCAGGCGAGCGGUUCCUCUCUCAACAUCUACCAGACAGACUGUCCUUAGG
Messenger RNA from Lutra lutra (Eurasian river otter), 6028 nucleotides. RefSeq names its product FERM and PDZ domain containing 3 (gene FRMPD3). The transcript is spliced from 12 exons. Bases 195 to 5096 code for a protein of 1633 amino acids. The record is from RefSeq and is a predicted model, not a curated record. Gene Ontology annotation, cellular component: cytoskeleton. Lineage: Eukaryota; Metazoa; Chordata; Mammalia; Carnivora; Mustelidae.